Molecule: messenger RNA, 1531 nt
Organism: Fimicolochytrium jonesii
Lineage: Eukaryota; Fungi; Chytridiomycota; Chytridiomycetes; Spizellomycetales; Powellomycetaceae
Exons: 8
Coding region: 187-1377 (396 amino acids)
Source: RefSeq, a predicted model, not a curated record
CCGGGUUUUAUGUGAAGCAAGUCACAACAAUCUAGGCAGCCAGUAAAAGCCUUUCCACAGUCUCAUAUAGCAUAUAGUCUCAGUGUAGAAGCUCUUUCUCGCGAACUGAAACCUUUUUGUCCCAAGAUCAGCUGAGUGUCGCUCCAUCAGCAUCGCAACCCGAUCAAGUGCAAACAGCGCGCCAGAAUGUCGUACUCGGACCCCGCCCAUCAGAAUGCCGUGCAAGAAAUCUACAGGAAGCUGGGCACCAUCCCCAUCGCGGCCAUCCUCAAACACCGCGAGGCCACGCGAGGCAGUUCGCCUUUGAUUGCGGUUCCGGAGACGGCUACCGUCGCUGAAGUGAUGCUUCUUUUGAGGAAUGAGGGGAUCCUUGCAGUUCCUGUGUAUCGAGUCACGGAGGGACAGAGUGGUGGAAGGCAGUAUACGGGCAUCAUCAGCAUCCACGACAUUCUUGCCUACACGGUUUUUCAGAAGCUCUUUGAUCGCUUGGAGCCUGGCAGCGGUGCUUUCGUCGGUGACAAGGCCGGAGAGCUGCGAGACUGGAUUGACUCUCUUAUGGAAGAUCAGGAACAGUAUUUUGGAACUCCUAUUGGAGAGCUGGUUGGCCUUAGCCGCGAAAGCCAGGAGUCAUGGUCCUUGAACGCCUCCAUGCCUGUGUCCAACCUGUUGCAGCUGCUCACGGCCGGCGCUUACCAUCGUGCACUUAUUGUUGAUGACGAGGGAGUGCUCAUUGAAAGAAGCGAAGAAACGGAGAAUUUGCCUGAAGGUUCCUUCACCACUAUGAUUACACAGACGGAUGUGCUGGCUUUUCUUGAAGAUUGCGUCGACCUCUCGCAAGAUGCAAGACAACGCAUCGAACAACUCCCAGUCAAGGAAAUCAACGAACUCGUCACUCGUCGUUUGGAACAUCAGCAGGAGCAAGCGCAGUCAAAGGCGACGUCGACAGCGGAAAGAAGGACGGGCAAAAGCCGAGUUGUGACUGUCCUCGACACGGCAACAGCUCUUCAGGCAUUCCGUGACCUGUACAUCGGUGGCGUUAGCGCCGUGGCGGUUGUGGACAAGGAAGGUGGCUUGGCCGCCAAUCUCAGCGCUUCCGAUCUCCGAGGUCUGAGUUCCUCGAAUCUCGAAGGUCUUUUGGACCCGGUUUUUACCUUCUUGGAAAUCGAUACUCGUCGACGUUCCGAUCAAGUCAAAGCUGAUCAGCUCAAGUUCGUCGAACCUGAUGCCCCACUGUCCAAAGCUAUUGCCAUCAUUCGCGAUGCGCACAUCCAUCGUGUCUGGAUCGCCGAUGAAGGGGACAAACCUGUGGGAGUCGUCACUGUGUCCGACAUCCUCAGCGUGUUUGUCCCCGAUGGGUUGAUGGCCAUCGAGCAGUAACGAGUCUCUCUCGCGCGCGUUUUUCACAUUCAUGUAUCCUUCUCUUUUCUUUUUUUUUUUUGGCCGUACGGUCAGUAUGGUUUUGAUGUCCUACGAGGCUGUUUUUUGGUAUGAUUGCAACAGCAGUUUGGAAUGCGAUUUAGGUUCAUUUGAA